AAAACACAGCAAAAGAAAAAAAAUGUGACAACGCCUAAAAAUAUACUACAACUUUUAAAUAAUUAUAAAGUUAUUGCAAUAAAAUAUAACAAUUACAUAUAAUAAUACAAUUUUAAUGCUUAGUGGCUUAGUAAAAUUAUUUAGUUAAUUUUUUUUAAAUGCGCCUGAUUGAAGAUUAUAUACUUUGUUUUUUAAUUUCAAAAUUUAAAAAUAAUACUGUGUCGUAACUGUUGCUUAAUUUAAAACUAACGUUUUAGAAAUAUUUAUUAAUAUGAAAUAAUCAGUGAAACUUUAAAUGUUAUAAAUUUGAUUAACUACAUUAUCCUGCUGUGAUAUAAAAGUGGCUUAAAAUUAUAAAAACAUCAACGGAAUCAAACUAUUUUAAUAAUUGCUCAAAUCAAUGCAACAUUUACUCUUGUUUAAAAAAUAAUAUCAAACACCCUCCCCAUGGUUUCACCUAAUUAAACUCAAAAUGCAACGAAUUGAAUACAAAUUAUGAAACACAUUUAAGCUUUUACAAACACAUUUUUAAAUUAAACUGAAAAAUAAAAAUCCUAAACUUCUUUUGAAUGAAAAUCUGUUAAAUAAAAACAAACCAUAAAAUAUCAAAAAAUUAUAUUUGAAAAAUCGAAGUGAAAGUAAUUUGUGAUUUUGUAACAAACAAGCAUAUUCAAAAUAAAAAAAUCAAACUAAAUUUAAUCAAUAAGAAAAUAUAAAAAUAAAUAUUUUAAACCAACGCUCAAAUAUAAAUGUCUUCAAACUAAGCUUUAAGCUUUCACAUUGUUAACUCAGUCCUCUGCACAAAAUUAGCCUAAUAUUGAGAGAAGACGAACAGCCUUAUCUUUUUAAAACACACCAAUUUUUGUAAUAAAGAAAUACAAUCUAAUUAAAAUUUUAUAUUUUGAAAAAGCCAUAUCAUAAGUUGCUUUUUUCCGAUUCUGAAUUAUCUAUACAAAGUAUAAUAAUAAUAUUUGAAAAUGGCGGGUUCUCAUGAUUCUGGUUCGUGUGAUUGCUGUGGCACCUCAAGUGAUCGCAGCAAUGCCAAUUCAGAACGAAGACAACAACAAAACAAUAACCAACCAAGACCACAUCAGCAACAACAAAGACCCGUAUUACCACCUUUACCCAUACAACCAAUAAUGCCAGCACCACCACAUGCUGUGGCUGCUCCUGCUCCACCACCACAACAACCACCGCCUCCGCAAGUACGUGAAAAUCCGAGAUUACCACCAGAUCUACAAAAUAAUAAUGCAAACAACAACAAUAACAAUAAUAAUGGCAAUAAUUUAUCAACUCAUCACAAUGUGGCCCAUUAUGUGAAUCAAGUCAACUUACACUUGAAUUUAACCAAUAAUAAUCAUCAACAGCAAACCCAACAACAUCAGCAAUUACAACAACAAGCACAACCACCUCAAUUAGCACGCGACUUUGUCUACAAUAACAACAACAACCAUAUUUAUGUUAAUCCACACUCGUAUGAUACAAACACUGCCGCUAGUCUUACCACAACAGCCUCGCAUACUGCCACUGGAUCAACUGCUGCAGCAGUAUCCCUCAACACCACAUCGACGGCAGCUGCUUUAGGAGCAGCAGCCACGGCUUCUUUGCCACCACCAGGUGGCGAUCAUGAAAAUAACAAUGGAACAGGAACGGCGGCCGGCGGGGGUGAUCUAACACGCCAGCACACUUCAACAACUCUAAGUACAUUGAACACAUAUCUCUUCCCAUGCGGAGCCGAUUCAGCCGGCACCAUUGGAGGCAUCACAUUCAACGGCAGUCAUUCAUGUGAUUUAGAUUCAAAUUUUAGCCGUAUGGUGGCCGGCAGUGAGGGCGGUAGCUCUACUAUUAGUUCUGGCUUGGGUUUCAUUAACAAAAGACGCAUCAAACGUUUGUUUGGGGUCGGUAAUGGUGGACCCUAUACUUCGGCUCUUCGUCGUCGCAGUUCCCAUUUGAUACAAUUUCAAACAGCUGCCUUGGCUGCUAAAAAACAGCAACAAAUGGAACGUGAAGCUACGGUGGCAUCGGCAAAUGCAGCCUUUUACGAACAGCAGAAGAAAAAAAAGGAGAAAAAGAAAACUCCUGGUCCGCCACCACAAGUUCGAGCCCAAGCCACUCGCCAAAUGGAUGAUCCCAUGAUGAAUCGCCCUCGCCGUAAUACGCCCAAGACCAAAGACAAAGAUGAUCCUCUACAACAACAACUUCAGAAUCCCUACGAGCAGAAGGAAAACUUAUAUGAGAAGUAUUUUUGUUUAUAUGGAAUACAAAUUAUUUUACAAUAAUCUACUGCAAUUUUAAUUGAAAAAAAAAAACCUAAAGAAUUUCAAAUUUUAAUUUCCAAAUAAAGCUUUUUCAUAUUAAACAAAGAAACAAUUAUCACAAUUUUGUUGCACUUGUUUUUGUUUUUGAUUUUUGUGGAAUAAAACGCUUAAAAAGGUUAAGUUUAAAACAACCAAAAAAAACCAAGCUAAAUAAAACGCUUUGUAUUGUUCUUUUAUUUUAUUACUCCAACGAAAAAAUAUGUAUUCUUGUGAUACAUUCGCAAUUACAUAUAUAUAUAUUUGAAAAACAAUAAAAAUUUUGCACCAUAUUAUCAUCAAUCACUUGUUAAGAAAUUUUAAACCAAAUUCUCUACAUUUUAUACACUAAAUUUAUUUUGAACAAGCUUCG
Molecule: messenger RNA, 2667 nt
Organism: Lucilia cuprina (Australian sheep blowfly)
Lineage: Eukaryota; Metazoa; Arthropoda; Insecta; Diptera; Calliphoridae
Exons: 1
Coding region: 978-2279 (433 amino acids)
Source: RefSeq, a predicted model, not a curated record